This is a messenger RNA of Sander lucioperca (pikeperch), 2657 nucleotides long. RefSeq names its product leishmanolysin-like (metallopeptidase M8 family) (gene lmln). Gene Ontology annotation, cellular component: membrane; cytoplasm. The transcript is spliced from 16 exons. The record is from RefSeq and is a predicted model, not a curated record. NCBI's taxonomy places the organism in Eukaryota, Metazoa, Chordata, Actinopteri, Perciformes, Percidae. Gene Ontology annotation, biological process: proteolysis; cell adhesion. The coding region runs from base 343 to 2343 and encodes 666 amino acids. Gene Ontology annotation, molecular function: metalloendopeptidase activity.
CUCCCGGGCACAACAACAGUCUGUGGGUGAGUCCUCGAGUUAUUAGACGAUCUUUGGAGUUCUGCGCUGACAUUUUCCUCUUGAGUGAGUCAUCUUUGUAACAGACGAUCUUCGGAGCAACACACCAGCUGUCAGGAUAAAUCUCGCCCGGUGUAUCUUCUGCCUCCACUGCUGUCUCUUCUCUUCAGAUUUAACCUCCCCUCGGAUGCUUUUUGUUUUUGCGGGGAUGCGAAAUAUGUUCUGAUUCACCCUGCAAGCGAUGAAUGACACGAGCACCGAGGGGACCGGGCCGGCGGAGGUUCUGUUGACGUCGGGCUGCCGAGCCCCGCUCCGCAUCGGAGGAUGGAGCCGAGGCUGAGCGGGGGUGGCAAGCCGUCCGUAUCCCGGUUCCUCGGCCCUGUCCUCGUCUUCUCCAUCCUGGCUGUGUCAGUGAGUUGCCAUGGACCGUGCAAACACCGGGUCCCGCCUCCCGAAGAGCUCGUCCAUCACGUAUACUUGAAGCCUGAGCGCCUGACGAAGAGGAGCUCCCCCGACAACCUUCAGCUGAAGAUCAAGAUCAUCUACGACUACAGUGUUGACCAGCUUCCUGCAGACAAGAGGAGACUGGUGAAGGAUAAGCUGUUUCCUCCGGCCAUCGACUACCUGCAGAGGGCCUUCAGUGUGAGGCGCAGGGUGGGGCCCGUACUGCUCAGCAGACAAUGUUCAACCAACCAGUACCUGAGGAAGAGAGAUGACCCUCAUCGCUACUGCCAGGACGCCUGCGCCGACAUCACGCGGUGCGGCCCCGUCGUCGUACCACAGCACCACCUGCAGCAAUGCAAGGUGUGCAGUGAGUCGGGGAAGUCGUGCGGCCCCGUGGGGCCCCCGGAUGGCCCCGGAGUGGAAGGCUCCGACUUCGUGCUCUACGUCAGCGGCAUCACCACGGAGCGCUGUGGGCAGGAGAACAUCGUGGCCUACGCUGCGUACUGCCAGCUGGAGGCGGAGCUGGACAGACCAAUUGCCGGCUACGCCAACCUGUGUCCGGCUAUGAUCUCCUCUCUGCCUCAGGAGUUUGAAGGGAUGCUCUCCACCGUCAAACAUGAGAUCAUCCACGCUCUGGGGUUCUCAGCGGGUCUGUUUGCCUUCUACCACGACGAUGACGGCAAACCUCUGACUCCUCGCUUCGCCAGCGGCCUGCCCGCCUUCAACGAGACCCUGGGUCUGUACCAGUGGAGCGAGGCUGUGAUCCGGCCGGUCGGCCGGCUGUGGGACAUCAGGGGAGGACUGAUGGUGCGACACCAGGUGCACGUCCUGGUCACUCCCCGAGUCGUGGAGGAGGCCCGGAGACAUUUUAACUGUCCCAUCCUGGAGGGGAUGGAGCUGGAGAACCAGGGCGGGACGGGGACCGAGCUCAACCACUGGGAGAAGAGACUGCUGGAGAACGAGGCGAUGACGGGCUCCCACACCCAGAACCGGGUGUUCUCCCGGCUCACGCUGGCCAUCAUGGAGGACAGCGGCUGGUACCGGGCCAACUACAGCCUGGCGCAGCGGCUGGACUGGGGCCACGGCCUCGGCUGCGACUUCGUCAUGAAGAGCUGCAAGUUCUGGAUGGACCGACAGAGGCAGAGGCGACACUCGGUGACGCCGUACUGCGACACGGUGCGAGCGUCUCCGCUGCAGCUGACCUGCAGACAGGACCAGCUGGCCGUGGCCGUCUGCAACCUGCAGAAGUACCCACAGCAGCUGCCACUCCAUUACCAGUACUUUGACAGCAUCCCUGGCGUCUCCUCCGAUCAGCUGGCGAUGUUUGGCGGCGCCGUGGAGAUCGCCGACUUCUGUCCGUUCAGUCAGGAGUUCAGCUGGCACCUGAGUGGAGAAUACCAGAGGAACUCCUACUGCAGAGUGGCCCAGAACCAGCCAGACUGGUGGAGGAACUACGGAGCGGAGCAGUACGGACCAGACUCUGUGUGUCUGCACCAGAAGUCGGCCUUCGUCAUGGAGCAGUGCACCAGGAAGAUGACCUACCCCGACUGGGGCUCCGGCUGCUACAAGGUGUGGUGCUCGUCCCGUGGCCUGACGGUGUUCGUCCAGGACCGCUCCUUCCUGUGUGUGCGUGCGGGUCAGCAGCUGAGCGUGAGCGUGCGGGUCAGCGACUGGGUCUACAACGGUGUCCUGGUCUGCCCCGCCUGCUCUGACUUCUGCGACGACUGCCCCCCUCCGCACCAGCUGUUGCCCGGCAACGCCACGCGGAGUUCCCCCAUCGACCCCUGCUCCAGCUCUCCAGGUCUGGCCGUCACUCUGUGGCUGCUGCUGCUCAACCUGCUCCCCCUGGUGGCCGGACUGCUGCUCUGCCACUGCAGCUGAUAUCUCUCACACACACACACACACACACACACACACACACACACACACACACACACAAAGGAGGGCCAGAACAACUUCCGAGGAGAUAUCCAAUAAGAGACCAGGGAUUCCCCCUCUGUGACAUUCCUCCUUCUUUUCUUCAUUCCUACGUUCUUUCCUCUUUGUUUUCUCCAUCCCUAACCUCCUCAUGACUAGGAUCGGGCUUCCAGAAGCCAUUCUGACUCGGAACCGUUUCAAACAUCCUAUCGGAAUCGUUUUCGUUUGGAAUCCGGAAUCAACACGCGCAACUUUUGGUUUCUGUAGCGGCCGCCGUC